Pan troglodytes (chimpanzee) is the source of this 7409-nucleotide messenger RNA. RefSeq names its product sortilin 1 (gene SORT1). The coding region runs from base 852 to 2939 and encodes 695 amino acids. The record is from RefSeq and is a predicted model, not a curated record. Gene Ontology annotation, molecular function: protein binding. Gene Ontology annotation, biological process: endocytosis; Golgi to endosome transport; vesicle organization. Gene Ontology annotation, cellular component: membrane; Golgi apparatus. Lineage: Eukaryota; Metazoa; Chordata; Mammalia; Primates; Hominidae. The transcript has 20 exons.
AUACAUAUGUAAUAACUCAUUAGAAGAAUGUCUGGCACAUAAUUAGCACUCAGCAAUUAGCUGUCAUUUAUAAAUGCUCUCUUCUUAGACUCAAUAAUCUUCCUUUUGCCUGGAACUCAAAACUGUUUUCAUGCCACAUUUUUAACUGAUUCUUUCCUUCAGCUGCUUGGAGUAUUCAUGACAUGUAUAACCUUUGUACAUGCGUGAAAUUGAGCAGGCCUAGAAGACUUUAUUGUUGGUUGCUAAGUUGGAUUGCUUCAAAACAUUUCUGCUGUAAGCACCCCUUUGAGGGUAGGCAUGAAACUGUCUUAAAGGAACAGAUGAAAUGCCUUGGCCAGAGUUGUGGUGGUGGCUGACAUAAUUUCCUUACUUCUCAUUCCUGUGUACAGACCAUUUGACAAUUUCCUUAAAACUUUUUAAACUUAUGAUGAAUAAAGCCAGGAACUGUUGCUUAUUUUCUGUCCUCCCUCUGCUCCUGUCACUAACUACUUCUUUAAACAUAACUUCCCAACUUCUACUCCAACUUUAAAGCAUCUGGUUCCUUAAAUAAACAGGCCCUGUAGAGAGGCCGUGUUGUAUGGGGUGUCAGCUCUGGGAAGAAUGCGUGUGUUUGUUUGCUGGCGCUGGCAGGGUUGAGUCCAAGCUGACAGGACUGAGUGUGCCUGUCAGAGGCUUCAGGGAGCUGCCGCUGAAGCCCUCGGCCUGUUGUUGUGGAUCGCCAGACCUUUGUAACAUCCGGAAGUCUGAAGCAUGUGUUUGAUGAUCUCAGAGGCUCAGUAUCCUUGUCCUGGGUUGGAGAUAGCACUGGGGUCAUUCUAGUCUUGACUACCUUCCACGUACCACUGGUAAUUAUGACUUUUGGACAGUCCAAGCUAUAUCGAAGUGAGGAUUAUGGGAAGAACUUUAAGGAUAUUACAAAUCUCAUCAAUAACACCUUUAUUCGGACUGAAUUUGGCAUGGCUAUUGGUCCUGAGAACUCUGGAAAGGUGGUAUUAACAGCAGAGGUGUCUGGAGGAAGUCGUGGAGGAAGAAUCUUCAGAUCAUCAGAUUUUGCGAAGAAUUUUGUGCAAACAGAUCUCCCUUUUCAUCCUCUCACUCAGAUGAUGUAUAGCCCUCAGAAUUCUGAUUAUCUUUUAGCUCUCAGCACUGAAAAUGGCCUGUGGGUGUCCAAGAAUUUUGGGGGAAAAUGGGAAGAAAUCCACAAAGCAGUAUGUUUGGCCAAAUGGGGAUCAGACAACACCAUCUUCUUUACAACCUAUGCAAAUGGCUCCUGCAAAGCUGACCUUGGGGCUCUGGAAUUAUGGAGAACUUCAGACUUGGGAAAAAGCUUCAAAACUAUUGGUGUGAAAAUCUACUCAUUUGGUCUUGGGGGACGUUUCCUUUUUGCCUCUGUGAUGGCUGAUAAGGAUACAACAAGAAGGAUCCACGUUUCAACAGAUCAAGGGGACACAUGGAGCAUGGCCCAGCUCCCCUCCGUGGGACAGGAACAGUUCUAUUCUAUUCUGGCAGCAAAUGAUGACAUGGUAUUCAUGCAUGUAGAUGAACCUGGAGACACUGGGUUUGGCACAAUCUUUACCUCAGAUGAUCGAGGCAUUGUCUAUUCCAAGUCUUUGGACAGACAUCUCUACACUACCACAGGCGGAGAGACGGACUUUACCAACGUGACCUCCCUCCGCGGCGUCUACAUAACAAGCGUGCUCUCCGAAGAUAAUUCUAUCCAGACCAUGAUCACUUUUGACCAAGGAGGAAGGUGGACGCACCUGAGGAAGCCUGAAAACAGUGAAUGUGAUGCUACAGCAAAAAACAAGAAUGAGUGCAGCCUUCAUAUUCAUGCUUCCUACAGCAUCUCCCAGAAACUGAAUGUUCCAAUGGCCCCACUCUCAGAGCCGAAUGCCGUAGGCAUUGUCAUUGCUCAUGGUAGCGUGGGGGAUGCCAUCUCAGUGAUGGUUCCAGAUGUGUACAUCUCAGAUGAUGGGGGUUACUCCUGGACAAAGAUGCUGGAAGGACCCCACUAUUACACCAUCCUGGAUUCUGGAGGCAUCAUUGUGGCCAUUGAGCACAGCAGCCGUCCUAUCAAUGUGAUUAAGUUCUCCACAGACGAAGGUCAAUGCUGGCAAACCUACACGUUCACCAGGGACCCCAUCUAUUUCACUGGCCUAGCUUCAGAACCUGGAGCUAGGUCCAUGAAUAUCAGCAUUUGGGGCUUCACAGAAUCUUUCCUGACCAGCCAGUGGGUCUCCUACACCAUUGAUUUUAAAGAUAUCCUUGAAAGGAACUGUGAAGAGAAGGACUAUACCAUAUGGCUGGCACACUCCACAGACCCUGAAGAUUAUGAAGAUGGCUGCAUUUUGGGCUACAAAGAACAGUUUCUGCGGCUACGCAAGUCAUCCGUGUGUCAGAAUGGUCGAGACUAUGUUGUGACCAAGCAGCCCUCCAUCUGCCUCUGUUCCCUGGAGGACUUUCUCUGUGAUUUUGGCUACUACCGUCCAGAAAAUGACUCCAAGUGUGUGGAACAGCCAGAACUGAAGGGCCACGACCUGGAGUUUUGUCUGUACGGAAGAGAAGAACACCUAACAACAAAUGGGUACCGGAAAAUUCCAGGCGACAAAUGCCAGGGUGGGGUAAAUCCAGUUCGAGAAGUAAAAGACUUGAAAAAGAAAUGCACAAGCAACUUUUUGAGUCCGGAAAAACAGAAUUCCAAGUCAAAUUCUGUUCCAAUUAUCCUGGCCAUCGUGGGAUUGAUGCUGGUCACAGUCGUAGCAGGAGUGCUCAUUGUGAAGAAAUAUGUCUGUGGGGGAAGGUUCCUGGUGCAUCGAUACUCUGUGCUGCAGCAGCAUGCAGAGGCCAAUGGCGUGGAUGGUGUGGAUGCUUUGGACACAGCCUCCCACACUAAUAAAAGUGGUUAUCAUGAUGACUCAGAUGAGGACCUCUUGGAAUAGCUCUUCAGAGGAGCUGGACCCAGCAUGGAUGGUGGAACCACAGUACCUCUUACACUCCCUGUGGCUCCAGCUUCGGGAAAUAAAUUUCCCAUUGCGAGGGACCCAGCUCUGUUUCUGCUGCUUCCAUCAAAGCCAAAAGGACCUACACUAAAGAAAUGCAGGGUUUGGGUGGGGAACCCUGAGUACUUUUUUACAAUUGGCUCUGAGAAAAAGGGAGACAUUUUAAAUUCUUUAACUUCUUAUUUCUCGUCCUGUCUCUUUGCAAAGUAUGGGCUUUUGUUUUUGUUUUUUAAGGGAAACGAAAUGGAAUUCAAAGGGACCUUUUCACUAACCCCACUUCUGUGUGUUCUGCAUGGCGCCUGCCCCAGGGCAUCUGCCAACUCCAGCAUCAGCUCUCACAGUGUACUUGGUACCAUCCCUGGGCUCUGCUGGCGAGACGAAACAGCUGUAGAGAUGAAAACAGGCUGCAGAGGCUGGCACAGCCUGGCCGGCUUUUCUCCAUCUGGGGACAGUCCUAGUCCAAGAACACUGCACACCAGCUCCUCACACAGAUCCCACUUACUCUUUUUUUUUUUUUUCAGAGACCACAGACCACAGUGAUUUUUCUUUUCCCUUGUUUAAUUAGGCAAUACCCUUGUUAAUUGCCCUUUGGCAACUAACUUAACCAUGUGCUUCCCACACAGUACAUCAGGAAAACUUACAGGGCAAUAUUUUUAACUUGGGGCAGGAAGAAGGGAGCAGCAGAGAAUUGACUAGAUAUAGCACCUAUUAAAAGAGAAACUCUUGCUUCUUCUGAGAUUUUUCAAGCUGUGCUUUGUGUGUGUGCCAGUAGACUUACUCAAGGACAGGGUACAAACUUAGCUGGAAGUCUGCCCAGGCUGAAUGAUCUCUUCCCUAGAGUUGAUUGUCGGGUACGCAGUGUGAACCCCCGAAGACGGAACCUCACAGUCUUCCAUGUUUCCUUCUUAACUGUCGUGUGGCUCGUUGCUAAAUCAUGACAAUGGCUGCCUAUCUGCUGCUUCUUAGGUUGCUGUUGUACAUGGAACCAGGACUAGAGAUUUUUUCAGAUUUAUAGACUUAAAAAAUUAGAAUUUUAUUACCAGGCUUUCCUUCUCACCCCUUUUUUCUGACUUUGCCAAGUAAUUUGUUGACACGAAAAUUUUGGAGGAACCAAUUGAAAACACACUUCCAGUCUAGAUGAUGCUUUGUGUGAUACAUUAAGUUCUUAUUUUGGAUUAAAAGAAGUUUUCCAUUUGAUACUUCUCUAAAUUAAAUAAAUUAUAGAAUGUAGUUGGGUGGAUUUUGGGGUGGCCAUAUAGUAAUGGAAAGCUGCAAUAAUUAGUUUUAAUACAGCUUGAAUAUUUGCUAUAUAGAAAUAUAGUAUGGAAAGUUUUUGGUCUUAAUGUAGCUACUGUGCGGGUCACAGUUUCUCCCAAUGAUUAUGACUGGGACAUUCUUUGGUAGAUACCAUUUGCUACUAGUUUAUUUUGUGGCUAGAAAGUCAGUUUUGUGUGUGUUUUUUUUUUUUUUAUUUGAAGUGCCAAAUUAACUUUUGUCAGAAUGUGAGCAGAUGGCUAAGUUCUCUCCUCCCCAGAAUGGAUUAACAGCUGCGUGGAAAGUCGGGGAGAGAGUGGAUGGAGACUUUUAGAGACGUUAAAACUGCAGUAGAAUGAAAUGAGUCAGGGAGCUUCAGUUAGAAAAUAAAGUUGAGGCAGUUUUUGUGAAGAUAAUAUGGUUAGGGCUGGAGUGCACUAGUCUUUUUGCUUAUUCAUUUUGCAUGGUUUUAAAAUUAAAAAUAAUUCUGAAGAUACACCAGCUCACAAAUGAAAAUGUCAGCCUCUGCCCCACCCUCCCUCCUGCCCAAAGUGAAUUUGGUACUCAGAAAAGAACUGUUUACACCACUCACCUUUCUCCCAGCAUGUACUCACUGUGGGCAGAUGCACCAAUACAUGGUAAUCCUCUUACUCGUUUUAAGACGUAGGAAACUUAAUAUUCUUCUCUAACCGUAUACGAUAGGGCUCUUCGCUUUUAAUGAUAUCUGGGAUUUCUGUGGAACUUGGCAAAUUUUCAGAGCACCUUCACUCACAUAAUGUCAUUUGAACCUCACAAUGUUCUUGGGAUGGAGUCAGUUGUUCAGGGUCCCCGUGUGUGUGAUAAGCAGUGCUGGCUGGCUGUCUUCAGAACUCUUGGAAAUCUUUACACAUGCGAGUGCUGACCACUUUGAGCAAGGCUGCCUUCUUGUAGAUGACUUGCUGUUCUUUAUGACAAGGAUCAGUGGCAUUUGUUUCCGAGCAGUAUUUAGCACCUUUUUGCCACUUUGGUGAACAGAAAAUUGUAUUUUCCUGUCUUUCAUGGCUGAAAACAAAAGUAAUGGGAAUUUUAAAUAUGUUUGCAGAAACUGCCCCUCCCCUCAUUGAGGGUCACUGCUCAAGAGUGCAGGAGUGGACUCUCCACUGAUGGGUCUCCCUCCCCAUCCUGGUUUCCGCCCCGGGCUGGCUAACUCUGUUGGUUUGAAGACUGACAGCCAGCCUGGCUCAUUCUCAUUAUUGGCUAGUUAGCUUUCUUUAUCAACCUGCUCACUCACAAAUGUGUGCCCCUCAGCCAGAGAGUAAGAGAGCCCAAAUCUGUUACAGCUUCUAAAAAAAUAGAUUUCUAAUUUGUCCUACUCAUGUUAGGAGCAUUAUCUUUGAAGGUAAAACAUAGUGUAUCAUUGUGUAAACUCCCAGGCUUGAUGUAGCAGAAGAGAUCAUUUCUGGAGGCUUCAGCAGUGGAAUUUAGCAUUAUAAGAGAGAUUGGACAAACCAGUCCAAAGUGGUCCGAGUUCUUAAAUCCAGGUAGGGAACUCACUCUUCUUUCUUCUCUGGACCUAAUUGGGCAUUGGGCUUUAGUGAGACCACAGACCAGGCCCGUCUCUCCUGUAGGCUUUUAAUUCAAUGGCAACUCUAUUUCGAAGAAUAAAAGCCUUUGGAGAGUUGCGGCAGUUCUGGGGGCGGGCUCAGGAGAGUCCAUAGAUCAGCCGUAACUGGAACGUAGAAUCUACGUCUGCCUCUGAAUGGACUUCCCACCUCCUCUCUCUUGCUCUGAUGCUUGCCUCUGGGCCUCUCCAUGCCCAAGCUGGUCUUUCCUCCUUGACAGGCUGGUAAUGUGCUGGCCACCUCCAGCUCCUGCAUCGAGUCUGUAAACCAGAGCUGGUUCUCAUGGCCUUCGUCACGAUACCAGGAUACGGAGGGGAGCCCAGGGCCAUCCACACCCACCCCAGGGUAACGGGGCUGGCCUGGCAUUAGUCAUUAUUUAGUUUCCAGGCCAACCAUCCAGGUAGAGAUUCCCUCUUUCCUUUGAGCAGUGCUCUCAAGAGCUCCGUGCCUGUCCACAAUGACCUAGAGUGCAUCCUGCUCAUUGUUAGUGUAGCCCCUCGCCCCUAUAUUCAUCCAGGAUACUUGGAAGUGCUAAAAUAGGAAGGGAUUCGGCUUUCAACUUUGCUACCAUCUUCCCUGAAGCAGGAAAAUGAACAUGGACUUAAAUGUCCUUUGAAAAAACCAAAGUUUUAAGAUUUGCUGUGUGAUGAAGUGACAGGGAGGGCCGGAGUCAGCAGGUGCCAGACUUUCUGUUCUGUCUGCCAUGGGUUUGUCCAGCUCAGGUAGCUCUAGGAGCACCAUCCUGCCCUAGCAGAGCCCAGGCCUUGCCCUCAUGAAGCAUCAUUGAAAUAGCAGGAGCAUGUUGAUUUCUUGGUUAGGUUGCAUUAUAAUAACAAGAGUCAGAACAUUAAUUUGAAACAACUUGCAGUAUGCAUUUCUUCACACCAGUACAUUCUUAAGUGUACUUGUUUAUAAGGAAUAACAUAAACUAAUCUGUACCUUUAUAUAUAUGUGUGUGUACAUAUAUACAUAUAUAAACUGUAUAGUGUACAUGGUAAUGAUUUAUUGCUAUGCCCCAGAUCCUUAAUGUAGUUCUCAUCCUCCGCAUGCCCUCAGCCACAAGCGGGUGACUGACUGUUCCCUGAUGAUUUGGCCCACCUCCUGUGUUUGGACCUCUAGGGAGGAGGGUUUUGGUCAUACUCUCCUUAUCCUCGUGCACAGAAAUGCUCAGGGUCCCCAUGUGCCUGUUGUUCAGCCCUCUCUCUUGUUCCCUUUCUGAGCAUGUGGUCCUUCCCCAAGCUGUGGGACAGCUGCCUUCCCACGAAAGUGUAAAGCAGUAUUAAGAUCAUUACUGCAUGUGCCCUAAAAACCCAAGUUUUCUAUUCCCUUGGGACAGAAAAUUGCAUGUGAGGUGGGAUAAUCGAGUUUCAGUGACCCACGUCAGUUACACAUUAAAGCCAGACCCCAUAAUAAAAUUCCACAAAAUGGAAAUAAAACUCAAAUUUCUUUAGCAUUGUGUAAAUAAAUCUGAAUGUGUUUAACUUUGUACUGGUAAUUUUCUGUAUAUUUGGAAUAUUUGGGUUAAAAAUAAAACAGACUGGACUUUGUUACCUGA